AUGGAAAUAUCAAAUAUUCAAUUUUUAUCAAAAUCAGAUUCGAAUGAUGAAGAAACUGUGGAUGAAGAAUCCAAGGAAGUUAUUGAAAAACGUCGAGAUAACUUGGUUAACAAGCUUAAGUCAUGUUGCUCAUGUAAAAAGAAAUGUAGUAAAAAAAUUUCGUCAGAUCUGUUACAAUCUUUAGCAUUAGAAAGUAUUAAGAUGAGCAAAGAGCAACGACAUGCUUUCUAUCGUCUUCGUGGAUGGGUUCAAGAAAAAAAAUCUAUGCUUCCCCCACUUCAUGGAAAUGCUGGCCGUUCACCUGUCAUUAAAUUACGUGUUGAAACAGUUAAUAAAAUAAAAUCGUUUAUUAGAUUAACUGGUAAUCAACACGAGUUAAGUAAGAUUGUUAUUAGAAAACCAUCUAAAGAUGUAUGCGAUGAAUGUACCUUGUUUAAACGUGCAUUAAAAGAAAGCAGUAAUGUAAAUGAAAACCUUGAUGACCAAUUUGCCACGCAUAUAUAUGAUUAUCGUGCUAUGAGGGAAGCAUAUAAAAAUGAUAUUCAAAUGGCAAAAGAGUCUAAUCGAUCUGCAUUUCGUGUUUUGUCUUUUGACUUCGCUCAAAACGUUGAGAUACCUCAUGACCCUCAACAACCAGGAAGGUGGUAUUAUUCGUCAUUGUUAAAAGUGCACCAAUUUGGAUUAGUGGAAGAAGGUAUUGACCGUCAUUGGCAUUUUCUUUAUACAGAAGCAAAAGCAGCAAAAGGGGCCAACGAAGUUACAUCUAUGGUGCAUCUAUUUUUAACUUCUGUUGUGGUUCAAAAAAUCGAAUAUCGCUUCCAGAUCAAAGGGCAUACUCGAAAUUCUGUUGACCGAGGAUUUGGUAAUACUAAAAGAGAGUACGCCAGAUCAGAGAUCAAAACUACUGAUCCAUGGGAUGAAUUCCAAUUAUUAAAACCGAAUGCCAAUGCUAGAAGUCUAAAUCCUCAAGAACUUGCGCCAAAAAGUCUUUCUGAAGAAAAACAAGUUGACCUUUGGAACAAUAUUCGUCCAUAUUGUCCUAUUGUUUUCCGUGACAAAUUUUGCUCAAAACCAAGCAAUGACUUAAUUGAAAGG
This is a messenger RNA of Racocetra fulgida, 1095 nucleotides long. NCBI's taxonomy places the organism in Eukaryota, Fungi, Glomeromycota, Glomeromycetes, Diversisporales, Gigasporaceae. The record is from the annotation of a GenBank genome assembly.